Molecule: messenger RNA, 1991 nt
Organism: Solanum lycopersicum (tomato)
Lineage: Eukaryota; Viridiplantae; Streptophyta; Magnoliopsida; Solanales; Solanaceae
Source: RefSeq, a predicted model, not a curated record
AAUUUCUUGAUAAAAACAUAUAUUUUUUUCCUCAAUGCACAUGAAUAAAUUAUCGUUGUGUGUGAAAAAAUUCAGAUGAAUUUCCCUGUUUUUGCCAUUAGAAUUUCAAGAAUUUGCCACUCACCCAUGGAUAUAACCAAUAUCACUAUUGUAUUGUAUGAUGGUCCUUGUAUAUGCACUUGCCUUUGUUAGGAAUUGAUGUAGAUUUAGUCGAGGGAAAAAAUACCACAUUUAACUAGUAGUGUCGGUGAAGCUCAUAAUCAACAAACACAUGGAUAGUGAAAAAGGUGUUUAAAAAAAUUAGCCAAGAAUUGCGUAUAUGAUUUGGUUAUAUGUGCAGGGAUGAAGUGUUUUCAGUUCUCUAAUGAUGAUCAUAACAAGACUAGAAAGUCAACAUCAGGCCAGUCAUCUGCCUCUGUUUUCACAGAUUCUGACCUCAAAGGAUCUGAAUACAGCUCACAAAAUGUAUCAACGGACAUUAGCACGGUCUCGUUUUCGUGCUUGUCUAAUAAAAAGGCUUGUCACCUUAAGGUCUUCACAGUUGAAGAGUUGAAGAGCGCGACAAAGAACUUUAGUCGAUCCCUCAUGCUAGGAGAAGGAGGAUUUGGAGGUGUAUAUAAGGGUGUUUUAAAGGACACAAAUAUUGCGGUUAAGCAACUCAGCCAAAGAGGCUUGCAGGGGCAUAAGGAAUGGGUGACGGAAGUGAACGUCCUAGGUGUGGUGGAGCAUCAAAAUCUUGUCAAAUUAAUAGGCUAUUGUGCAGAGGAUGAUGAAAGAGGAAUACAACGUUUACUUGUAUAUGAGUUUUUGCCCAACAGAAGUGUACAAGAUCAUCUAAUAAGUCGUUAUAUGUCACCUUUGCCAUGGGAAACAAGGCUAAAUAUCGCUCGUGAUGCUGCUCGAGGAUUGGCUUACCUUCACGAGGGAAUGGAGUUUCAGAUUAUCUUUAGAGAUUUCAAAUCCUCUAACAUUCUCUUGGAUGAGAAAUGGAAUGCAAAGUUGUCUGAUUUUGGCUUGGCCAGAUUAGGACCUUCCGACGGAUUAAGCCAUGUCUCAACAGCGGUGGUGGGAACUGUUGGAUAUGCUGCUCCAGAAUAUAUACAAACUGGACGCCUAACGUCCAAGAGUGAUGUAUGGAGCUAUGGGGUGUUUCUGUAUGAACUCAUCACAGGCAGGCGUCCGUUGGACAGAAAUAAACCCAAAAACGAACAGAAACUUCUCGAAUGGGUAAGACCCCAUCUUUCCGACCUGAAGAAGUUUGAACAAAUAUUGGAUCCUCGAUUAGAUGGAAAGUAUUCCAUUAAAUCUGCUCAGAAGUUAGCUGCCAUAGCUAAUAGGUGUUUAGUUAAACAUCCGAGGAAUCGUCCAAAAAUGAGUGAGGUUUUGGAGAUGGUAAAUCAGGUUGUGAAGGCAACUGAAGCAAAAAUUCCACAAACACCUAUAGACGAAAGUUCAACACCAAAUGUCGACGAUGACAUGUUUAUGGUAAGGUGUCUCACUGCAAGUAGAAGGCUGGUAGAACACACAUCAAGAGAAAACAAGUUGCUGGUUUGGAAGUUGUGGAAGCCUAAGCUUGUCAGUUCAAAUUGAGCAGCAGAAAUGAAACUAAAGUUACUCUAGCUACUUUUGGUUUUCUUGUGCAAAAGAAUCACUUGAAGUGUAAUAUAUUUUACUCGGACUCUUCAAAAAUGUCACUUGGAUGCAUGUUCAAAAGUGAUGCAUCUUUAGAGGAUUCGACAUGGGUGCAACUGCAUUUUUGGAGAGUCCGAACAACAUAGCUGAUAUCAGUAUUGACCAUGAUCUUCAUAAGCUUUUCUAGCAUUUACUAACCAUUAUAAUUCCAGCUUUCUGAGACUGCCUUCCCAGCAAAGAAACCGUGGCCGAGAGGGCUAUUGGCACAGUUGUGUCUAUUCUAUUCUGUGAGGAUAAUAUAGAUCGAUGUAUAGUCCGAACAACCUUUUUCUUCCAAUAGUCAAAAUGCAUUAAUAUUA